CCGUGUUCUGUUUGGGUGGUCCUGGGAGUUGAACCAACAGAGGACCACCGUGGUUGAAUUUAAUAAUUUAUUGUGUGUUCUAUUUCCUGCAGCUGUGGGUAAUCCCCAGCCUAUUGGGCAGCUCUGUGCUGCACUUCCUGUCUGAGGACCAAUGGGAGCGCGUCUCAGCCUGGCUCUAUGGGGCGGGGCUCACCUCCCUCUUCCUCAUCUCUACUCUGUUCCACACGGUGACCUGGAAGAAAAGCCACCUACGGUCUGUGGAGCACUGUUUCCACAUGUGUGACAGAAUGGUGAUCUAUUUCUUCAUAGCAGCCUCCUACGCCCCCUGGUUGAACCUGCGGGAGCUGGGACCCUGGACCUGUCACAUGAGGUGGUUGGUCUGGGUGAUGGCCUCUGUCGGAACCACAUACGUCUUCUUCUUCCACGAGAGGUAUAAGUUGAUGGAACUGAUCUGUUAUACAGUGAUGGGAGUGUUCCCAGCCUUGGUCAUCCUGUCAAUGCCGGACCGCGAGGGGCUGUGUGAGUUGUUAGUGGGCGGUGCCUGUUACUGUCUGGGCAUGGUGUUCUUCAAGAGUGAUGGCCUCGUCCCGUUCGCCCACGCCAUCUGGCACCUGUUUGUUGCCAUGGGAGCAGGCGUCCAUUACUACGCCAUCUACCGGUACCUCUACACGCCAGCAGCCAAUCAGAUGAAGACAUCCAGAUGACACACGGAGACCGGGGGCGAGGGGUGAUGACGUCACGGGACGUUGAAGGAAGGAGUGGACUUGUGAAGAAGUGAUGUCAAGAAAGGAGGGAUGGAGAGAUGAGAAUAGAACCAUAGCAACGUGGAGAGAUGAGAAUAGAACCAUAGCAACGUGGAGAGAUGAGAAUAGAACCAUAGCAACGUGGAGAGAUGAGAAUAGAACCAUAGCAACGUGGAGAGAUGAGAAUAGAACCAUAGCAACGUGGAGAGAUGAGAAUAGAACCAUAGCAACGUGGAGAGAUGAGAAUAGAACCAUAGCAACGUGGAGAGAUGAGAAUAGAACCAUAGCAACGUGGAGAGAUGAGAAUAGAACCAUAGCAACGUGGAGAGAUGAGAAUAGAACCAUAGCAACGUGGAGAGAUGAGAAUAGAACCAUAGCAACGUGGAGAGAUGAGAAUAGAACCACUGCGACUUGAAUGUAGAUCACUGGUUUAUGUGUCCUGGACAGACAGGAUGUAGAUCACUGGUUUAUGUGUCCUGGACAGACAGGAUGUAGAUCACUGGUUUAUGUGUCCUGGACAGACAGGAUGUAGAUCACUGGUUUAUGUGUCCUGGACAGACAGGAUGUAGAUCACUGGUUUAUGUGUCCUGGACAGACAGGAUGUAGAUCACUGGUUUAUGUGUCCUGGACAGACAGGAUGUAGAUCACUGGUUUAUGUGUCCUGGACAGACAGGAUGUUGAUCACUGGUUUAUGUGUCCUGGACAGACAGGAUGUAGAUCACUGGUUUAUGUGUCCUGGACAGACAGGAUGUAGAUCACUGGUUUAUGUGUCCUGGACAGACAGGAUGUUGAUCACUGGUUUAUGUGUCCUGGACAGACAGGAUGUAGAUCACUGGUUUAUGUGUCCUGG
Oncorhynchus keta (chum salmon) is the source of this 1593-nucleotide messenger RNA. RefSeq names its product monocyte to macrophage differentiation factor 2-like. The record is from RefSeq and is a predicted model, not a curated record. Gene Ontology annotation, cellular component: membrane. The transcript has 5 exons. The coding region runs from base 276 to 704 and encodes 142 amino acids. NCBI's taxonomy places the organism in Eukaryota, Metazoa, Chordata, Actinopteri, Salmoniformes, Salmonidae.